Dromiciops gliroides (monito del monte) is the source of this 1649-nucleotide messenger RNA. RefSeq names its product lymphotoxin-beta-like. The record is from RefSeq and is a predicted model, not a curated record. Gene Ontology annotation, cellular component: membrane. Bases 471 to 1412 code for a protein of 313 amino acids. Gene Ontology annotation, biological process: immune response. Lineage: Eukaryota; Metazoa; Chordata; Mammalia; Microbiotheria; Microbiotheriidae. Gene Ontology annotation, molecular function: CD40 receptor binding; tumor necrosis factor receptor binding. The transcript has 4 exons.
UGUACUAGAACACUUCCCUUGGAGCUAGAAAUGCCCUCUGGCCUCUUUCUGUGGGACAUGUGUGCUGGUCCCUUAUAAAGGACAUGUGUAAAUGUCUAGCUUCAUAGGAGAUGCUCUCCACCCUUUGCUACACUGGGAGGUUUUCUCUAAUUUAAUCUAAUGUUCCUCUCUCCACCUUCUACCCCCAAUCUAAUCACUGCAAACUUUUCUUUUUAGAAACUGAAGUGUUUAGUCCCCUAACUCCUUGCUUCCUAUGAGACUCAGUCUUUUACAUUGCCUGAAUCUAUCUCUGAAGUUUAACACCCUAAAGUGUUUGUGGUUCUUGGCAUGUAGCAUGAACCCCAUGCUGUGGCAGAAAGCUUAGCACCCUGCCAUCCGGUGAAGAGAAGGCUUGGUCACUGAGAAAUUGGUCGUUCUUUUCCCAUACGCACCUCCAUCCCUCAACUGCUCCACUUGUCAUACUCUCCAACAUGGCAUGGAAGCUGCUUUUCAUCUUUCUCUCUGCAUGCCCAGGUUCCUCUUCUCUUUCCAUCUUCCAGCCUCCCAGGAUCCAGGCCCAGGAGGGUGGUUCCGUCUCCCUUUCCUGCUUAUUCAAUAUCAGUCAGGAGGGCCCUGCCAUUGGCUUUGCCACCUGGUACCUGGAUGUGGUAGUCCCAGACAGGGAGGUGAAUAACAAGACACUACAAUUCAGGGGCCGCCUAGUCUUCUCUGAUCAAGCCCAAUUCCUCUGGGACCGGAUGAUUGAACUACAGAUACAAGACAUCAGAGUAUCCGAUGCUGGACUCUACUUGUGCAGAGUGGAGAUAUUGGGGUCAGGGAUCGAGACUGGAAAAGGGACCAGGCUGGUGGUAAAGGAAGGAUUUCAAAAGCCGCUGUCGGUGGAGUCCAGAUCAGAUCUCAGUCCCAUUCCCCCAGCUGCACACCUCAUAGGUAUCUCAAAAACAGGUCAUGGGCUGCACUGGGUGUCAGGACACGAGGAAGCAUUUCUGAAGAGUGGAACACAAUUCUUGGGGGAUGAAGGGCUACUGGCCCUUCCCCAAGAUGGAAUUUAUUUCCUCUACUGUCACAUCGGGUACAGGGGCCGAGCUCCCUCUGGUGGACAACAGCCUGGCUCUCAUCAUCAGGCUGGGGACCCUGGAAUUCCUCUCACCCUCAGCAGUUGGCUAUAUCGGGCUGGGGGGGCCUAUGGCUCAGGGGAGCCAGAACUGCUGCUUCAGGGGGCUGAGACUGUGACCCCUCCUGUGCGGCAGGUCAGGGGGGGUGGGCAGGGCACUUUGUGGUAUGCCAGUGUAGGGUUUGGAGGGUUGGCUCAGCUUCGAGAGGGUGAGAAGAUCUACGUUAAUGUCAGUCACCUUGACAUGGUGGACUUCAGGAGGGGGAAGACAUUCUUUGGGGCUGUAAUGGUGGGAUAAGGGACAUCUAGAUCCUGUGAGAAAUCUUUAUUGUUGGGAGUGUCAGUGACUUGGUUGGGGAGGGGGGGUUGUUCAGGUAAAGGGUCCUUAGGGGAAGUGAAGGCCAGAUGGGUAGGUCCUAGAGGGAUUGAGGGAGGGAGAAAUGAGUCAUAAUUGUAUUAGAGUUUCUUGAACAAGGAACCCAAGAGUAUCUUGUAAGUCUCGCCCUGACAAUAAAGAUGGCUGUUGCCUCCUCUA